AUCUGAGUCUUCUGAAUCCCACUUAGUACUGUGUUGAGCUCUCACCUAUCACAAUGAGCAACAAAUUCCUGGGCACCUGGAAACUUGUCUCUAGUGAGAACUUUGACGAUUACAUGAAAGCUCUGGGUGUGGGGUUAGCCACCAGAAAACUGGGAAAUUUGGCCAAACCCACUGUGAUCAUCAGCAAGAAAGGAGAUAUUAUAACUAUACGAACUGAAAGUACCUUUAAAAAUACAGAGAUCUCCUUCAAGCUAGGCCAGGAAUUUGAAGAAACCACAGCUGACAAUAGAAAAACCAAGAGCAUCGUAACCCUGCAGAGAGGAUCACUGAAUCAAGUGCAGAGAUGGGAUGGCAAAGAGACAACCAUAAAGAGAAAGCUAGUGAAUGGGAAAAUGGUAGUGGAAUGUAAAAUGAAGGGCGUGGUGUGCACCAGAAUCUAUGAGAAGGUCUGAAAAAUCGUUUCCUCAUUGAAGUGGCUUUUGAUCAUUUAAUGAUGGAAAUCAGUUGCUUCCAUUGACAAAACUGAAUACACUGCAAAUAUUUGUUUUUGCUUUUGUCUUAAUAUAUCAGAUAUGCAAAGGCCUAAACUGAUAAUUAAUCUAAAAGUCAGUGUUAUUUAAACAUUUUUAAUGUGCAUGCAUGUCAUUAUUACAUCAAAGCAUAUAUAUUGGCCAGACACGAACAGUUGAUGAUGUCAUUCAAUUAACUACAAAAUUCUAAUCUAUGUUGAACUUUGUAUACUUGAAAUGAUAAUAAAAAGUAUAUAAUUUCUUAGUAAAAUGAAAUCAAAGUAUUGAUCAGGGUAGCAAACUCAAAUGCUGACAGGGGCCAGAGGAGUUAUGGAGAAGGAGCAUCAGAAAUGAGGCAAGCUAGGAGAAUGGGCUAUUUUAAUGUAAAGAAUUGUAGUCUCAGUUAAAAGGGGUAGCCUCUACUCCAGUCAACAUUUUAAAGUUAAUGGAUAAUUUAUAGACAGUUAAAUGCACAGAUAUUAAGGGUAGAGUUCAGUCCACUGUGACAAAUGCAUGCACCCAUAUAACUCACAUCCCAAUCAAGACACAAAACAUUUUCUUAAUCCUAGUACGUUUUUUUCUGUCCCUUCCCGAUCAGUGUCCUUUUCUGUUCCACCCCUACCAAAAGCAAGUGGUGGUUUGGUUUCUAACACAUAAAUUAAUUUUUCCUGCUCAUAUGAAGGGAAUUAUACAUCAUGCAUUCUUUUCUGUUUGCCUUUUUUAAAUUCAGCAUCAUGUUUUUGAGAUACAUCCAUAUUGUUGCAUGCAGCUGUAGUUUGUUUCUUUUUAUUACCAAGUACUAUUCCAUUGUAUGAAUGUAUCACAGUUUAUCCAUUCUACUAUUAAGACAAUUGGGCUAUUUCUAAUUUUCGGCUGCUAUGAAUAAAGCUGCUACAAAUAUUUUUACAAGACUUUUUGUAAACAUAGGAGUUCCUUUAUUUUAAAUAAAUAACUAGUCAUAUCAUUAGGUCCAGUAAUUGUUGACAGGCAGGAACGGGGGACCAUUGCAUUGUGCCCAAGUAAUAAUAAAACUAUUUCAGAUGUAUUAUAUGAUUGAGCAAACGAGAAAACAUGUUGAUGUUGAUGGGACUCAGGAUGUUCACUGUGGAAAAACAAAUAUACAAAUAUGAAAUGAGGGAAGGCAAGAAAGAACCAUGUGGAAAUGGAAUAGAAUUGAUAUAAAUUCAUAAUUUCUAAACCAUGUAUAUGUACGUUUAUAUGUAUUAUAAUUGCAUACACAUGCCUGCAUGCAUAUAUGUGUGUGAUAAUACACAUGUAUUUAUGUGUGUGUGUGUGUAUACACAUGCAUAUAUUUACUAAUUCUAUCUGCCAAAAGGGCUUAGACACAAAAACACCUCAGCAGAAAUGAAUAUACCUGGCACUCAGAUCUUCAUGUCUAAUAUAAUUUGCCACUAAAAGGAACCAAGGCUACUUGGAAAAAUGGCUAAUUCCAAAGCAAGGGCAAGGUAGGAACAAGAUGAGCCUGAAAUAUUGUGUUAUGCCAGAAAGUAAUGUUCAAAAAAAAAUAGAGGUAUAUUGCCAAAACAUAGAGCCAGCUUGAAGGGGCUCCCACUGGCCAAACUUAGCCAAUUUGAGAGCAAAAUAAUUGAGAAAAAUAAAUAACAAAAUAAUUGAGAAAAAAAUAAAAUAAAUUCCCAAUUCCAUUGGGAAAAAAUAGAAAUCCAUGAAUCCAUACUGAUAUAAUGAUAGAUAAUUGAUAGGUAGAGGACUGACAGAUGAUAGACAGAUAGAUUGGUAGAUAGAUAGAUAGAUAGAUAGAUAGAUAGAUAGAUAGAUAGAUGGACAAAUGAGAAGGUGUCUUUUUUGCAAUAGAAUGUCAUGGACCAGUGUUAAAUGUGAGUGGAAGGAGUUCUGGAAUUGGAAAACCAUCAUUUUUCAACCAUUACAGUAAAUAUGGCUCAGGCAAGAAUUAUCAAUCAAUGCUAAAGCUAGGGGGAAAUUUCGAUUAGGAGCAGGAUAUUAGUAUAUUAGCCUGGGCUUAAAGUAUCUCCUCACAGAUUGUUGUUAGUUUCUGGGGAAAGAAUAGUAACCAUGCAAUGGAAAAAAAUGGACACCCUCUUGACUAGGUUAUCAAAAUUAACCUCACCAGUAAAGGAUGGAUGUUCAACAUGUGCCUUCAAAUGUGACCCACUGAGAAGGAAACAACAUCACUUUAACAACAACAACCAAAAACGACAGGGGGUUUUGACUGAAUUCUUCAAAAAUGUCAAUGUCAUAGAAGACAAAGAAAGGUUGUGGAAAUGUUUCAGAUUAAAUGAUAGUAAAAACAUCUGACAACUAAACAUAGUAAGUAAUACUAGACUGGAUUUUGUACCAGAGGUAACAUAAAUGCUCCAAAGGACAAUGUUAGGUCAACUGGCAAAUUGGAAUAUAGACAAUCAGAUAAGAAGUAUACUUUGAUUAAGUAAAAGAAUAUCCCUAUUCUUGGAAAAUACACAAUAAAGUAUUUUGAGGUAACGGGCCAUAAUGUAUGCAAUCUACUCUCAAAAAAUUCAGAAACAUAUAUUUGUGUGCAUUUGCGUGUGCAACAGUACACACAAACAUACAUAAAGAGAGCAACUGAUAAGGCAAAUAAGGUAAAAUUUAACAAUAAUCUGAUACACAUAAACAGAGAAAGAGCGAUUGAUAAAGCAAAUGAGAUAAAAUUUAGCAAUAAUCUGAGUAAAACGUAUAUGUGCUUUCUUUGAGACAGUCUGAUUCUUGCAACUUUUUCUGUAAGUUGGAAUUUAUUUCCAAACAUGAUUGAAAAAAAAACCCUGCACUUGGCAACUUCUUCUCUUUUUCAGCCUAGAAAUGUCUGUGUUAAGUGGUUUUUUGUUUAUUGUUGUUGUUUGUUGUUUUGUUGCCAGGCUCCAACUCAUAAAAUAAGAGUUUAAAAACUGCGUUGUUAUUUUUAAAGAUUUGUGAUAAUACAACUUGUUAUAAAAUUUAUUCCUCAAUAAAUAUAAUUUCUCUACUAUGCAAAAA
Messenger RNA from Pongo pygmaeus (Bornean orangutan), 3497 nucleotides. RefSeq names its product peripheral myelin protein 2 (gene PMP2). The transcript is spliced from 4 exons. Gene Ontology annotation, biological process: membrane organization. Gene Ontology annotation, cellular component: myelin sheath. Gene Ontology annotation, molecular function: lipid binding. The coding region runs from base 54 to 452 and encodes 132 amino acids. The record is from RefSeq and is a predicted model, not a curated record. NCBI's taxonomy places the organism in Eukaryota, Metazoa, Chordata, Mammalia, Primates, Hominidae.